CUUUCUACAUGUGAUUCUGUUCUCUUUCUCACUUCAAAGCAUUAAAGUGCAUCUGUUUCAUUAUUAACGCAGCAAGUACAAAAGAACGCAGGAUGAAACAUGAGCCUUCUUUUUACUAGCAAAGAAGGCUGGAUUGUAUCUCAUUUGCAGUAUCUUAAUGAUAUUUAUAAGAAAGUUUUAAAUGACUAUGAGUUCUGUACUCUGGAAUUUAACAAAAUGAUAUUCGAAAUUAAUUCACAAUAUUUGAGGCAAAAUCAAAUAGUGCAGACCGCCCAAGACAGUGCUAUUUUGUUGCAUGGUAAAAGUAAAAAGAGAAAACGUUCAAAUUUAUUGCCACAAAAGGAUUUGGAAGAAGUCCACCAUAUUAAAGAAGUAUUUAAUACAAUAAUGUCUGCUGCAAAAAUAGAAGGGCUUUUUUGUGGAAAUACAUCUUCGGAUAACAAUGAAGCAGCACGCUUGGCUUCCAAAAAAUUUUAUCUGGAUACCUAUUGCCAUAAAGACGAGAACUUGUAUGGGUCCAAUGAAACAAAUGAUGCUAUCGUAACUGAGGUCCAUGAUAAGAAAUAUGUAUUCCCAAAGGAAUGUACAUUUUAUUGUUAUGACGUAGGAGACAUAGAAAAGAAGAUGGAGCUGAAUAAACAGUACGAUUUCAUACUGUUGGAUCCGCCUUGGUGGAACAAGUCAAUCAGAAGAAAAAAGAUGAAAUAUGCUGAAGCUAGCUACAAAAUGAUGUACAAUGAAGAAUUGGCCAAAAUACCAGUGGGUAAACUAUUGCAUUCUAAUGGUAUUGUGGCUGUAUGGUGUACCAACGCAUCUAGUCACUUGAAUAGUAUCUCCAAUGAGAUGUUCCCAUCUUGGGGUGUUACUUACAGAGCCAAGUGGUAUUGGAUCAAGGUAACACAGGCGGGGGAUACGAUAUGUAAUUUUAACUUAGCGCCUGGAAAGCAACCUUAUGAAUUAUUGAUACUAGGAUCUGCGUUAAAAGAGGACAGACUGAAUAUUCCUGAUGGCAAAUUAGUAGUCAGUGUACCUAGUGCAGUCCAUUCUCACAAGCCACCAGUGACAGAAAUUAUAAAGGAGUACCUCCCAAAUGAGCCAAAGUGUCUGGAAAUUUUUGCGAGAUAUUUGCUGCCCGGAUGGACUAGUUGGGGUCUGGAGAUCUUAAAGUUUCAGCAUCUGUCACUCUAUCAAAUUCUGGAUGAGAAUAAGAAAGUUGAGGAAAACAAUACUGACAAUAUAAAAAGCGAGACUGAGAGCAGAAAUUAAAUGUGAGAGUGUAAGAGACAAGCUGAGAGGCAUAGAUCAUAAAUAGGUUGUAAAUUUUUAGCCUGAGAUGCUCCUUGUGCAAAGCGUUCAAUGCUGCCACGUGACCAGCCGCCAAAUCCAUAACGUGAAUGUAAUCACGGAUGCCUGAGACGGGAGGAGAACGAGGUGAAAUUAUUACGAUAAUCCCCACCGAAUAUAACCAGUUCCGGUUUGUGCCUUAAAGCGACUUGAGCGAUAUACGGCAUCAGAUUUGUGAAUGGCUUCGUCGGAUCCUCCCCGAUUAAUCCGCUACUGUGAGCACCCACCGGGUUGAAAUAUCUUAGCGAUAUGAUGUUCCAACUCUGUCAAAAAACCAAAGAAGUUUUUAAUAAAAGAAAGAGAAGCGGAAGAAAUGCAGUAUACAAAAUUUUUGUUU
Dinoponera quadriceps is the source of this 1681-nucleotide messenger RNA. RefSeq names its product methyltransferase-like protein 4 (gene Mettl4). The transcript is spliced from 8 exons. The record is from RefSeq and is a predicted model, not a curated record. Gene Ontology annotation, molecular function: nucleic acid binding; methyltransferase activity. The coding region runs from base 100 to 1266 and encodes 388 amino acids. Gene Ontology annotation, cellular component: RNA N6-methyladenosine methyltransferase complex; nucleus. Lineage: Eukaryota; Metazoa; Arthropoda; Insecta; Hymenoptera; Formicidae.